Messenger RNA from Musca domestica (house fly), 1000 nucleotides. Its product is annotated as zinc metalloproteinase nas-8-like. NCBI's taxonomy places the organism in Eukaryota, Metazoa, Arthropoda, Insecta, Diptera, Muscidae. Bases 83 to 1000 code for a protein of 305 amino acids. The transcript has 2 exons. Gene Ontology annotation, molecular function: metalloendopeptidase activity; zinc ion binding. The record is from RefSeq and is a predicted model, not a curated record. Gene Ontology annotation, biological process: proteolysis.
GUGGGAAGUAUAUAAAAGUUCAAUAUAAAAUAAGAAUAAGAUCUACCAUUCUUCGGGCAUUACUUUAUGGACAUUUUUGAAAAUGCAACUUGCAAAAUUAAUAGCCCAUUUAUUUGUUUACUUUCAUUCUACCCAAAGUUUUUCCAUAAAAGCUCCAACCUAUUUUGCUGAAAAUAAUGCCGAUAUAUCAAACUCAAGUGCGGUAGAAGUCGUGGUAAAUAAUGCCAUUACACAUUUACAAGAGACGGAAAAUCAGAAAUCUUCAACGAAUCCAGAAGAAAUCGGUGUGCACAUUGAAGGAGACAUAGUUCAAAAUACAAAAUUGUUUUCUAAAAAUGGUGUCGUUUCCAAAACGUAUCGUUGGCCAUAUGGUGUUAUACCGUACGAAAUUGCCGGAAGUUUUAAUCAACAUGAUUUGGAAAUAAUUCACUAUGCAAUUCUUAAUUUCCAUCUCAAAACUUGUGUGCGUUUUAUACCACGACGUUACAAUGAAACCGAUUACAUAUUGAUAAAUAAUGAAAAAUCCGGUUGCUGGUCAUAUGUCGGACGUCAGGGUGGACGGCAGAGAUUAAAUCUUGAAUCGCCCAUAUGUUUGAUCAAUCCCGGUACGGCAAUACAUGAACUAAUGCAUGUCUUGGGAUUUUUCCAUGAACAAAAUCGUCAGGAAAGAGAUUCGUUUGUCAAAAUUCUUUACGAAAAUAUCCGUGAAGGUUUGCAGAAUAAUUUCCGGAGAAGAUCUCGUACGGCAGCAUUUAAUGUGCCCUAUGAUUAUGCCAGUAUCAUGCAUUACUCGUCAACGGCAUUUUCACACAAUGGUCAACCGACCAUUGUGGCAAAGCAACCUGAAUAUAACAAUAUAAUGGGACAACGUUACGGUCUCUCAUCUUUGGAUAUUGUGAAAAUAAAUCGUAUGUACAACUGUUAUGGAGAUCUAAGAGCGGAAGAAAAACCAACGACUGUUGCUGAAAGUACUCCGCUAUCUAUAUUAAAACCUGAGUAA